Messenger RNA from Monoraphidium neglectum, 636 nucleotides. RefSeq lists its product as hypothetical. Bases 1 to 636 code for a protein of 211 amino acids. The transcript has 6 exons. Lineage: Eukaryota; Viridiplantae; Chlorophyta; Chlorophyceae; Sphaeropleales; Selenastraceae. The record is from RefSeq and is a predicted model, not a curated record.
AUGGGAGGGGUGGACCUGAGCACCAUGCUCGACAGCAACAACCCGGCCGCCGCAAUGCUGCUGUCGCUCGUCUUCCAGUUCGCGAUGAGCAUGGUGGGGACUGCGGCGCCCGGCGGGGCCGCCGGGCACGCCGCCCCGCCCCCGUCCCUGCAGCUGCUCGCGGUGCUCAUGAACCUGUUGGUCGGGAUCAUCUGCAACAGCGUGGCUCAGGCGACCCAGCACGAGGAGCUCAAGGCCCUGCUGUCACGCGCUCAGGUGAUCGACGAGCUGGAGUCUGCCAUCCCCAGCUGGGCGGAGCGGCUGCUGCCCAAAAGCUACUAUCCAGAGUUUGUGCACGUGCUCCGCCUGGACCCAAAGUCCUUCGACGCCGUCGGCACCCCCCACAUGUGGCGCCGCGCCACCGCCGAGCCCGGCCCCUCGCCCGCGGCCAACGGCGGCGGCGGCGCGUCCGGCGCGCCCGGCGGCGGCGCGGGCAGCGCGCAGCAGUCACAGGAUCUGGCGGAGAUCCUGUCGGCGAUAACCUCGCUGCGGUCCGAGGUUGCGACGCUGACCGAUCUGCUGCACACCGCGGUCCCGUCGCUGCCGGCGUCGCCAGAUUUUAGUCCGGAGCGGCGGGCGGGGCUCACUCGGCAUUGA